Bipolaris sorokiniana ND90Pr is the source of this 1116-nucleotide messenger RNA. RefSeq lists its product as uncharacterized. The transcript has 10 exons. Gene Ontology annotation, molecular function: metal ion binding; agmatinase activity. The coding region runs from base 1 to 1116 and encodes 371 amino acids. The record is from RefSeq and is a predicted model, not a curated record. NCBI's taxonomy places the organism in Eukaryota, Fungi, Ascomycota, Dothideomycetes, Pleosporales, Pleosporaceae.
AUGGCGCUUGUAUCGUUGCUAUCCAUUGCACCGUUUCUGACCAUAGCGUACACCCGGGAAAUCACUUUUCCACCCGUCUCGGGAUACGCAUCUCAGCAGGUUAUUCCUCAGGGAUUAUUUGAGGCCGAUGUUACUCAAGCCAAGUUUGCAGGGCUAACGACAUAUGCUAACCUGCCAUAUAUACAUUGUCUCGCGCCUGAAGGAGACGAUGUUGAGCCGUUUGACAUUGCUAUCCUUGGUGCGCCAUUCGACACUGCUGUAACCGCUCGUCCUGGAGCGCGCUUUGGCCCGAGCGGUAUCCGCGCUGGAUCACGUCGAAUAGGUCCCUUGUGGAGCGUUUAUACUGGAGAAAAUGUGUUCUUCGACUGGGCCAAAAUAGUCGACUGCGGUGACGCACCAUUGACUUUCUUGGACAACACAGUAGCCCUGAAUCAGCUUGACAGAUCUCACAAGAUCAUCUCUUCCAGAGACACCAACUCAAGCGAGCAUGGUCGUACACCGAAGAUUAUCACUCUAGGAGGCGAUCAUACUACCACACUACCUGCACUACGAUCAGCCCAUCACCACUGGGGUCAAGUCAGUGUGAUACAUUUCGACAGCCAUUUAGACACUUGGGAUCCAAAGGUGUUGGGUGGAGGCAUAUCCCACUACGCUGGCGUCAACCACGGAACGUUUCUGCACAUCGCACACGAAGAAGGCUUAAUCCGGAAUACAUCGAUUCACGCUGGCAUCCGAGGAGCAAUUUUACGACCAAAAGGCGAUGUGCGGAAUGAUAUUCGCUGUGGUUUUGAGAUGAUCAAGGCCCGGGACAUUGAUCGCAUUGGCGUAUCAGGAAUUAUCGACAAGUUAAAGGCGCGAGUGGGGGAUAGCAAGGUGUAUAUCAGCGUUGAUAUAGAUGUGCUGGACCCAGCUUUUGCUCCUGCCACAGGAACUGCCGAGGUUGGUGGCUGGAGCACACGCGAGUUACUCUCUAUCCUGGAUGGUCUUGAAGGAUUGGAUGUAGUCGGCGCUGAUGUUGUUGCCCCUGUAUACGAUAACGCUGGCGAGACAACAGUAUUAGCAGCUGCAGAAGUCGUGCAAUCCCUCAUUGGAUUGAUGGUGAAAGCGCCAGCUUGA